Molecule: messenger RNA, 1192 nt
Organism: Macadamia integrifolia
Lineage: Eukaryota; Viridiplantae; Streptophyta; Magnoliopsida; Proteales; Proteaceae
Product: mediator of RNA polymerase II transcription subunit 28-like
Exons: 3
Coding region: 581-1003 (140 amino acids)
Biological process (GO): regulation of DNA-templated transcription
Cellular component (GO): mediator complex
Source: RefSeq, a predicted model, not a curated record
ACAGUUAGGGCUCCCUUCAAUUCGAGAGGUUUAUAGAUAUCUCAAUUAGGCUUUUAUAGAAGGCCAUGGCGUUAGAUAAGAAAGUUGAUGUCAUGAUUUAUAAGGGAGAAAAGGUUUGAUGGAGAUCACUGAUAGAAAUUUUAAACAUUUCGAGGGAGGAGUAAAGAGGGCUAAAGUUCGAGUUGCAGAGUCUAGUGGGAAAGUUUCAGGAUUUCCUAUUGACAGUAUAUGAAAACCUCCUUCCGGAGAUAAACGCUAAACCCUAAGACUAAGUUUGGAUAGCGUGGGGACUAGUAGUGUUCAUCUCUUUAUGGGUUUUUGGGUUGGUGGAAGCUCUGUACUUUGCUUAGGAGAGACUUUUCAUGGUCUCUGUGAAGUAUUCCUCUGCCAUAUAUUAGUAAAUCUUUGAUUUGCGGUUGAUGCAACUUGUGGAGACUGAUCAGCUUGAAGUGAUGUUUAGGUGUUACCGAUUUGGGGUUGGGUUUGCUUGAUAUCAAAUGCUAGAUCUUUCUGUGAGGAAUCAACAGUUUCUACUACAGAUUUGUCUAUUUUCCUCCUCCAUUUAGCAGUAAACAAGAAAAUGGCAGAGAGGCAGCCACUCGACCAACAGCAUCAACUGGAGCAGCAGAUACAGUCGCAGACGCCGAAAGAAGACAUUAUUGCCUGCAUAACGGCAUUAGAAGCUGCACUCCUUCCAUGCUUGCCUGCAAGAGAACUGCAAGCAAUAGACCGUUCCCCCCAUCCUUCUCAUCAGAUUGAUGUAGAGAGGCAUGCUAGAGAUUUUAUGGAAGCUGCCAAAAAACUUCAACUGUAUUUUAUUGGUCUACAACAUGAAGAUCAACCAACCAAGGAAGAAAUGCUCCGAAAGGAGAUCGCGCUGAUGGAAGAAGAGUUGAAAACCAAGACUGAGCUGAUCAAGAAGCAUGAAAGAUUAAUCCAGGGUUGGAGGAAGGAGUUGAAAGACCAGUUGGACAAACAUAUAACUGAGCUGGAGAAGGUGUAAUUGUCUACCACAUUUUGGAUGUAUUCUUGUUUUACUUUAAGAUUUUGACUUCCUUGCCCUAUGCUCACAAUUUAUUCUGCACCAUUUGUUGGUGUAGGGGCGUAGCCCCGCUCGAAUUUUUUUAUUUGAGGGCAAUUGUGUACUUUCUGAAUUAGGGUUUUUUCACUAUAUAUUUGUAGCGAGGGUUUC